GUUUCGAUCUGGUUCGUCUCACGAACUUUGAGUCUGAGGAUGGAAGUUAUAUUGUGGAAGCCCAUUACAACCAGAAAUGGCAUACAAUGUGUGGUCCACACUGGUAUCCAGCCAACGCCCGAGUUGUUUGCAGACAACUGGGACAGCCAUCAACUCGAUGUGUAGCAGAAUUUCGAUCCAUCAAAGAUCUUCCUGAGAAAUCCAAAUCAAUACAGCAUUUGAAUUAUCAUUGUCUUGGAAAUGAAACAGCUCUACAUAAAUGUCCUUAUCAUUUUGACCGCGAUAUUCCUGAAGGGAGGUGUGGCAGUCAGCCUCGUUUUACAGUCAUUUGUGGAUCACAAUGUCCGACAUGGCGCUAUGGUAACGACUGCCUUCCAUGCUCUUGUAAUCAGAACAACACUGAGAAAUGCGAUGAUACAGGAAAAUGCACGUGCAAAGCCGGGUUUUCUGGAGAAACAUGUGACUGUCAGACUGGAAAGCACACCUGUGAUUCCAAAACCUCCAUUUGUCAUUUGGACAAUGGAAAACCAAUAUGUCUUUGUAAAAAGGGGGUAUCAGCAACACCCCAGAAUAACUGUAAAGAUUUUGGCCUGCGGUUUACUGAUAGGUCCGCAAUGGAUAAAGGAGAGGUGGAGUUUUACAGUAAUGGGACCUGGAAUCCCUUGUGUAUAUUGUACUCUGAUCCUUCAGGGAAUAAUGUUUUUAGCGUACUCAACGUUAUCUGCAGACAACUCGGACUACCAGUGGUACAUACCAGUGCAUAUUUCUCCAAAUUUAUUCCCAAAACUAAUCUGCCAGAUUACGAAAUAGCCGAGGCUUCAUGUGACGGUACAGAGACUUCUAUGAAAGACUGUAACAUAACCAUGGCGCCUGCAUUAAAGUGUAACAUAGCUCUUGGGAUUCAAUGCUUAGCAGCCUGUCCAGAGUGGAGAUAUGGAAAAGAUUGCACAUUUUGUUCAUGCAACAGAACAAAUACAGAAAGCUGUAAUUCAACCACAGGAGCUUGUAAAUGUAAAGCAGGCUACACUGGCGCCACCUGUGAAUGCCGAAAGGGAAAUAAUCCAUGUAAUAACACAGUUUCAGAAUGUCAUGCAGAAUCAGGUACACCGGUGUGUCUUUGCAAAACCAAUUUUAUUGGAAAGAAGAAUUACAAUUGUACAGAUCCCAUACGGUUAGCAAAUCAAUCAACAACUGUAACAAGUAAUGGAAAGAAAAUCUACGCUGGAAGAGUGGAGCUUUAUGUUAACGGAAGUUGGGGAACGGUUUGUGAUGACAACGCUUUUCCCGGAACUAAAAUGACCAAGGUUAUGUGUAGAAACCUUGGUCUACCAAGCAUUUACACAGAUUUUCGCAAAGAGGCAUAUUAUGGCCCUGGCAGCGGCCCAAUCCAUUACGGAUUUAUACAGUGUGCUGGUACAGAGGAGAGAAUAUCCCAGUGUUACACCUCCUCUACCGCGUAUUGUAACCAUUUUGAAGAUCUUGGACUCAUCUGUGGCGAAGAAUGUCCAGCAUUUACAUUUGGAAGUGACUGCAUAAAUUGCCAAUGUGUUCAGUCGAACACUCUCUCCUGUGAUAAAACAUCCGGGGAAUGUAAGUGUAAGCCUGGGUUUGAGGGCCAGACCUGCUCCUGUCCUAAAGGAAAUCACACGUGUGAUCUGAAAACAUCUGUCUGUGAAAAUGGUACAUGUUACUGCAAAUAUGGAAACAAAGCAACGUCAUCUUGUGUUGAGAGGCUUCGAUUGGACAAAACAAACAAUACAUUACAGUAUCAUAAAAACAACAAGUGGCAUUAUGUUUGUCAUGAUUUGACGGGAUUUUCAACUGACCGCGUCCUUUGUCGAGCAAUGAACCUACCCUCACGCGUGAUAAACAUAAAGGACGUCUACACCUCACCGAAGGGUUACAAGUUUAAGAUAGAUGAACGGUGUAGGACUCCACUUACCUCUCCCAGAGCGGAAUGUCUGAAAUUUGAGGAUAGUCCCUCUAUAUGUGACAACGGGAUCGUGCAACUUCAGUGUUUAUCAGAAUGCCCUGACUGGACCUACUUCAGCAAAAGCGAAUGUUAUGACUGUCCCUGUAAUGUAACAAACACAGAACGCUGUGACAAGAGAUCCGGAAAAUGUAUCUGUAAAUCUGGUUAUGAAGGGGAUCUCUGCAACUGUAAGACAAAUACCUGUAACAUUGAUGUGGCAUUUUGUCAAGUCAACGAAAACGGUACAAGCUGCUUAUGUAAACCUGGCUACGAAAACCGAGGAUUCAAUUGCCAAGAUUCUUUGAGGCUAAAUUCGACAAGAAAUCUGACAUCAAGUUUUAAAAACGUGGAAUACAGAAUAGGAAACUCCUGGAUAUCUGGCUAUGCUCCACGGUACUCUACUCCACAGUAUUAUGGCGUUUGUGAACGAUUGGGACUACCCACGUUCUACAAUAAAAUGUCGUCAUAUGCAGUUCCUCCUGAUACCGAAUUAGUUGAUUCUACGUGUAUGAAAGACGAGUUUUCUAGUCUUAGUCUCAAUUACACCAAGUGUGAUAAAAAAGAGGAGGAUAACUAUUUCUUCUAUCUACCUCGAGCAAAAGCUGAAACAGCUACAUGUUUAAGCGAUUGCCCCAGCUUGAUGUUUUUCAAUGCGACUUCUUUCGACUGUGUCCCGUGUAGUUGUAACAACAACAACACAAAAUCCUGUAACCAGACGACAGGAGAAUGCACGUGCAAGGCGGGAUUUUAUGGACCAUCAUGUGACUGCGUCCAAAAUCAGCACAACUGUAACAAUACGUUUUCCUACUGUACCUUUCAAGGAACAACUCCUGUUUGUAAUUGUCGAGUCGGAUUUUAUGGAAAGAAUUUGGGCUGUUUCGAAUCACUAAGAUUCAUCAGGGAUACCGGAGUUUUGCAAAUGUAUCAUCAGGGUCAAUGGAUGCUGAUCGGCUCCAGUUACAGCUGGGAUAACAAGGAAUCUAAAAUUAUUUGCACUCAGUUGGGUUUACCAUCAUUUUAUAUGUCAUACGUAUCGACGAGACGAAGUCAGACAGGACUUAUGUACAGUGAUUAUAAUAACAGGAAAAGGAUUACUUACCUAUCUUGUACAGGAGACGAAAAAGAAGUAUCCCAAUGCAGAUUUAGCACAUCUAGCUAUAUGUCAAGUUAUUCAUCAUUGGCAGUUUUGGAGUGUCGAUCAGAUUGUCCUGAUUUUCUGUAUGGCCCAACUUGCAAACGAUGCAAGUGCAAUCAACAACAGUCCACAAGUUGCAACAAAACUACAGGGGAAUGCAACUGUAAACCCGGUUACUAUGGUGACACUUGUGACUGUGUUCAGGGUUCACAUGUCUGCAAUGCAGACAUUGCUUUUUGUGGAACCCCCCGCUCAACCUGUUAUUGUAGAGAUCAGUACAAUAGAAAGGGCCUAAGCUGUACAGAUUCAAUACGAUUUUAUGGAAAAGUCAAUGGUAGUGAAGGAGUUCUUCAAAUCUACCAGAAUCGAUCAUGGAAUACAUUUUGUGACGAUAGCUUCACAAAAUAUGAUGCCCGCGUAGCAUGCAGACAUCUUAAUCUUCCGAAUCGAUACGCGGUAUAUAAAACCAGAGAGUAUGGCCAAAGAAUUCGAAACACCUAUGACCUAGGAAUUGUGUACACCUUGCAAUGUAACGGGAAUGAGACAAGUCUCUCCGAGUGUGAGGGAUUUAGCACGCACGGAUCCUACUGUUCACAUGACGAAGAUGUGUACCUGAAGUGUUUUUCUGAAUGUCCUAAAUGGACCCAUGGAGAUUUUUGUGAGAAGAGGUGUGAAUGUAACACGACUACCAGUACAUUUUGUAACGAGGACACGGGGAAAUGUAAUUGUACAUCGGGGUACUUUGGUGACUUCUGUAAUUGUAUCACUGGUGUUCACACCUGCAAUCCAAAGAUAUCAAUCUGCCACACAAAUAGCUUGGGCAAUGCAGUCUGUCUCUGUAAGCCUGGAUUUUCAGAGGACGAGUACAAAAAUGAAAAAUGUCUAAAGGAACAUGUACGGUUGGUCAAUUUGACUUCCUCCAAUCAAGGCACGGUUGAAAUAUAUCGGUCAGGGUCCUGGGGAGGAGUGUGUAAAAACAGAAUGACUAAAAAGGAUAUCCAAGUUGUGUGUCGAGAGUUUGGUUUGCCUUGGAAUUAUGCUCAGUUAAUUAGAAAUAUAGACACUUUACCAAGUUCCUACUUCAAAUGGUCUAAUAUUAAUUGCAAUGGAACAGAACAAAGUCUUCUAGACUGUGAAAGAGAAUAUGACAGCAGCACAUACUGUUAUAACGUACGUCCUGCUGCAAUAGCAUGUCCCAAUGCACCAUGGAUACAGCUGUUAUCGAAACAAACAACUAAUACAGAAACAAGUGGAAUUCUACAAGUGUAUCACAACAAAGAAUGGGGUUAUGUUUGUGGAAGUGGAUUUGGUGAAAAUGAAGCUAAAGUUGCCUGUCGUGAACUGGGAUUGCCAACGAAAUACGUGCAAGAAAAAUCUGGACGUGUAUCUUAUGGUUCCAAAACGCACCUGAAAUAUGUCAAUUGUAACGGUGAUGAGGAAACUCUGUCCGAUUGCUCUGCUGACAAUGGGAGCUAUUGUUAUGGGGAUGCCAAGGUUGAAAUCUCUUGUGAUAGUGAAUGCCCUCACAUGAAAUAUGGUGACAAUUGUGAAGAAGACUGUCCGUGCAACACCUAUAAUACAGAAUCCUGCGAUAUGGAGACUGGAGAAUGUGUUUGUAAGCCAAGGUAUACCGGGUUUUCCUGCAACUGCCAAGUUGGUCUUCAUACCUGCAACUUGAACGUUUCGGAUUGCUAUGAGGAAUCAAAUAAAGUAUCAUGCAUUUGCAAAAAAAAUUUUACGCAAUCAGAGCACAAUUGCACAGACAAUGUGCGCUUAAGUCAGGAAAAUGUCGUGCAAGUCUUUAAAGGUGAUGGUUGGUCUGGUAUCUGUAACAACAACCUGAAGUCAAACGCUUUAGUUAUCUGCCGCCAUCUUAACCUUAGCAC
Molecule: messenger RNA, 4993 nt
Organism: Saccostrea cuccullata (small rock oyster)
Lineage: Eukaryota; Metazoa; Mollusca; Bivalvia; Ostreida; Ostreidae
Product: multiple epidermal growth factor-like domains protein 6
Exons: 27
Biological process (GO): peptidyl-lysine oxidation
Cellular component (GO): membrane
Molecular function (GO): protein-lysine 6-oxidase activity
Source: RefSeq, a predicted model, not a curated record